Messenger RNA from Nicotiana attenuata, 2722 nucleotides. RefSeq names its product zinc finger CCCH domain-containing protein 41-like. The transcript has 4 exons. Gene Ontology annotation, molecular function: RNA binding; metal ion binding. Lineage: Eukaryota; Viridiplantae; Streptophyta; Magnoliopsida; Solanales; Solanaceae. The record is from RefSeq and is a predicted model, not a curated record. Gene Ontology annotation, cellular component: nucleus. Bases 104 to 2722 code for a protein of 872 amino acids.
CCCUUUCAGGUACUGGUCACUUUUAAUUGAUGUGGGCCAUUGAAAUAAUCUGAUUUGUCUGGGCAUACAAAUUUUGAUUACAGAAAAGGUUGAGUGUUGACUCAUGGAGCUUAAAGUUUCAUCUUCAAAGCCAGCACUUUUACCUUCUGAUGGCAACAGUGAUCCUGAAGAGAAAGAAAUCAGUGAAGAGGAUGAUGAUGAUCGCAAUCAUAAGCAUCGUAGGAGAGAACUGCAUUCUCAAUCUGAGGAGACUGAUGCCAUUGAACCAGUUUUCAGUAGACCAUUCAGGAAACGAAAGCCUUUUGAGAAUGGACAUCCUUAUGGUGAAGGAGAUUCUCAGUUUAGUGAAAUCAGGUUCCCAAGAAGACGAGGAAUGGGUUCAUUUUCCAGGGCCCCUAUGGAAUCAUACCAAAGAAUGAGGCUGAACCAAUCACUGUCUGGUGAUGCUAGUAAUGGUAGGGGUCGAGGGAGAGAACAUAGUGCUUGGGCCCAACGUGAUUCAAGGUUUGGCUCGGCUGAUAUUGCAUCUCAACUGUUUCCACAGGGCCCUGUUACUCCUGGUCUCUUUACUGGAAGAGGGGUGCAAAACGUUUCUAAUGCACAGAGUUCAUCUUGGAGUGCAUUUGGAAUGGUUCCAGGAAUGUCUAAUGGCGGCCUUGAUACAAUUCAUUCCCUUGGUUUCCAGGGAACACUCAGGCCACCCUUGAAUCCUACUGUGGGUAUGGGUAUUCCAAGGCAGAGAUGUAGAGACUUUGAGGAGCGUGGAUUUUGCCUAAGAGGAGAUAUGUGCCCGAUGGAGCAUGGAGUAAAUCGUAUUGUUGUUGAAGAUGUUCAGAGCCUUUCUCAGUUUAAUCUUCCUGUGUCACUUCCUAAUGCACACAUGCUAGGACCAGCUACUGCACAAGGAUCUUUACCUGUGAUAGGCCCUUCUGGAUCAUUGGUUAGUGGCAAAGCUUUACAUAACAAAAUUACCAAACCUCCUGUGAUUGAUGAUGGAUUGGGUUUGACUGAUGCUUUUGUUGAUGGUUCUAUGGCUGGUGGAGCUGAUUUUUAUGAUCCUGAUCAGCCUUUAUGGUCAAAUGAUCGUUCUGAAACUUCAGCAGUACUCCAGGAUUUAAAUCCAUCUAAAAUUGAUGAUACUGGGCCUUUGUUAGAUGCAGAAUCCUCUGAUCAUGAUCAAGUUGGGCAGUGUGAUGCCUUUGAACUUGAGCAUCCACUUAGAGGUGCUAAGGCAGCUUCAGGAUCUCAGAGUGUGUGGGGAAGAAUCAGAAGGUCAAAAAAUAAGUCGAAUGGGAAAGAGAUCACUGAUUUUACAGGGGAUGCUUCAAGUUUUGAUGAAAUGGGAAAAGAUUUGGAAUCGUCCUGCAGCAAUCAAGGAAACUCCCGUCCAGGGAAGCAAAAAAAUGUAGAUACUAUUGACCCACAAAUGACAGAAUCAUCUUUCAAGCCCCAAAGUAGUUCUGGACAUAAUAUGAGAAAACCUUCUCAAAAGGCACUUCGAACGCUGUUUGUGAGAGGCAUUCCACAGAAAGACAACAAACCAGAUGCUCUUCUUUCACAUUUUCAAAAAUUUGGGGAGGUCAUUGACAUCCACAUCCCACAGAGUGGUGAACGAGCUUUUAUUCAAUUUUCUAAGAGAGAAGAAGCUGAGGCUGCUUUAAGGGCACCUGAUGCUGUGAUGGGCAACCGUUUUAUAAAGCUUUUCUGGGCAAACAGGGAUAGCAUUAUGGAUGAUGGUUUAAAUGGUGGCAUUAAUUUACCUUUGACUCCUCGUGGAGUAACAUCCAGUGUGGGUCAACCCCACCUAUCUGUUCCUUAUAAAGGAAAAGACAAUAUCCAGUCCUUAGCCUCAAAAGCUGCUGAACAUGGUCCUGUUGUUCUGUUACCUUCUUCUGGUCUACCUAAGCCUGUGGCUCAUAAUGUUCCCAAAGCUGCACCAGCUGUGCAAAAAAAGGUGGAGAGUUUAGAACUUUUGAAGGAAGAAUUGCGCAAGAAGCAGGAGCUGCUUGAUCAGAAGCGGAAUGAGUUCCGACGUCAGUUGGUUAAACUUGAGAAGCAGGCUGUAGGUGUGAAAGCUGAAGCAGUCUCAGACCAGGAUCUGAAGAAACAGAAGGAGGGAGAAACAGUAUCUUAUUCUGCAAAAAUGCAAAAUUCAAGCUCCGCGGAACUUAAUAAUGAUGUAUCUUCAACACAAGCUGACGCAAUCUCUGAUUGUAGCAGAUCAACAGAGAAUGCGGAGCGCUCUUGUUCUAUAUCAUCUUCUACUGUGGCCACACAGGAACCUUCCAGCUUGAAGCAGUCAAUUCGUCCACUGGCACCACAUGGUGCACCUUUUAUAUUCAAUAGAUACAAACUAGACAAUCGUCCCACUGCCUUCAAAGUUCUUCCACCUUUGCCAUGUGGUCUUGCAAAUAUUGCUGUCUUGAAGGAACAUUUCUCUGCUUUUGGUGACCUUACCUCUGUUGAGCUGGAAGAUUUGGAGCCUCAAGAUAGUAAUAAUGGCUCAGAGACGUUAAACAUAUCUGCUAGGAUAUGUUUUCCAACGCGCCGGUCUGCUGAGAGGGCAUUUUUGAAUGGCAAAAUCUGGCAAGGCCAAGCUUUGCAGUUUAUGUGGUUGCAGUCUAGUAAUUCUACCAAGGAUAUUGGUGUCAGAAAAGAUGCUGCUCCUGCUUUGAAGCAGCCUUCAGAUGCUAGUGUUCAACCCAUUGCAGAAGAUCUUUGA